ACCCGGAGAUCAUGAGGACCGAUGUUGUGAAGGCUGGAACAGGUAGGAGGAAUACCGGAGCUCCAUAAUCCAGAUAUAAAAAAGGGGCUACGGAGUGUCGACUUUUCCAGGACCGAGAGCUCGCCAGCGCCAUCCUGCCACUCGUCCUGCAGCUUUGAAGUCAUGGCCCUCAAAUCGCUCCUGUUGACCUCGCUGGCAACGGCCGGCCUUGUGGUCGCCGAUGGCCUCAACGUCCGGGCUAAGGCCGCUGGGAAGAAGUAUUUUGGCACUGAGAUCAGCACGACCGUCAUGAACGACGCGAACGCCAACAACAUCGCCAAGAACUCGCAGGACUUCGGCCAGUACACAUGCGAGAACGAGAUGAAGUUCGACGCGCUCGAGCCGUCCCGCGGCACCUUCAACUACGCCAAUGCGGACCGGAUAGUGGCCCAGGCGCAAGCCAACGGCAUGCUCAUGCGCUGCCACAACCUCGUCUGGCACAACCAAGUGCCGUCGUGGGUGACCAAUGGCCACUUCGACAACGCGACGCUGAUCAGCAUCAUGAAGAACCACAUCGCCAACGUGGUGGGCCACUACAAGGGCAAGUGCUACGCCUGGGAUGUGGUCAACGAGGCCCUGAACGAGGACGGCACGUACCGCACGUCGGGCUCCGUCUGGGGCUCGACCAUCGGCCCGGCCUACAUCCCGAUCGCCUUCGCGGCGGCGGCGGAGGCCGACCCAGACGCGAAGCUCUACUACAACGACUACAACUGCGACCGCGCUGGCGCCAAGGCCACGGGCGCGCAGAACCUGAUCAAGAUGGUCAAGCAGUACGGCGCGCCGAUCCACGGCUUCGGCAUGCAGGGCCACCUGACGACGGGACAGGUGGGCUCGGCGUCGCAGUACGUGAGCAACAUGCAGGCGUUCGCGGCGCUCGGCGUCGAGGUGGCCUUCACGGAGCUGGACAUCGCGACGCCGUCCAGCAACCCCAACUUCCAGCAGCAGGCGACCGACUACGCGACCAUCGUGUCGGCGUGCAAGCAGGUCGACGCCUGCGUCGGAAUCACCACCUGGGGCUUCACCGACAAAUACACCUGGAUCAGCAACUCGGACCCGCUGCCCUGGGACUCCAACCUGCAGAAGAAGCCGGCGUACACCGCGAUCCUGAACGCCUGGGGCUCGUCGCCGCCGCCUUCGACGACGACGACCACGGCCGCGACGACCACAACGCCGCCGAGCGGGGGUGGCGGCAACGGAUGCACCGCGCCGCACUGGGCCCAGUGCGGUGGCAUCGGCUACUCGGGCUGCACCACCUGCGAGGCUCCCUACACGUGCAAGUACUCCAACGACUGGUACUCUCAGUGCUUGUAAUGGGUGGAUGAACCGCGCGAAUUGUAGGGUGGCAGUCCAAGGGUAGGGGUCCGAGGCAUCACUGCGAGGCGAGGCUCGGUGCAGUUCGUCCGACUCGCCAACAUCCUUUCUUUCUACCUUCCAAGUACAUAGCUAUCUAGGUACAUAACUUUGUCCCAAUCUACUGUUGACUCUGAGUUCGUCUUGAGGCAGAAGUGUCAGAGUCAAGGCAGUGCCGAGAGAAACAACGCCUCUCAUUGGGGCGCAUCACGCCCUCAUGGGUACCACAAUUAUCGACGGUUAUUAACGUAGCAUCCCGAAGUCGUU
Thermothielavioides terrestris NRRL 8126 is the source of this 1656-nucleotide messenger RNA. RefSeq names its product glycoside hydrolase family 10 protein. Gene Ontology annotation, biological process: carbohydrate metabolic process. NCBI's taxonomy places the organism in Eukaryota, Fungi, Ascomycota, Sordariomycetes, Sordariales, Chaetomiaceae. Bases 163 to 1350 code for a protein of 395 amino acids. The transcript has a single exon. Gene Ontology annotation, cellular component: extracellular region. The record is from RefSeq and is a predicted model, not a curated record. Gene Ontology annotation, molecular function: hydrolase activity, hydrolyzing O-glycosyl compounds; cellulose binding.